Molecule: messenger RNA, 1365 nt
Organism: Durio zibethinus
Lineage: Eukaryota; Viridiplantae; Streptophyta; Magnoliopsida; Malvales; Malvaceae
Biological process (GO): protein phosphorylation
Molecular function (GO): protein kinase activity; protein serine/threonine kinase activator activity; ATP binding
Source: RefSeq, a predicted model, not a curated record
CCAAAUGGCUUAUAAUUAUCAUUUGCUUUUUAAGUAAAUCAUAAGUUUAAAAAAAUAAAAAGGCUUACGGUUAGGGUUCUAACAAUUCAAAGGAGACUGAAAAUAGUAGGGAAUCAUAUAGAUUUUCUUGGUCAUUUUUAUGGCAUUGAAAUUGACAUCUAAAUUCACAACAUAUUCAUCAGUAAUGGGGAGAAUGGGAACGAAUCCUAAUGAUUACAAGAUUUUAGAAGAAAUUGGCCAUGGCGCCACUGCUAUUGUCUACAGAGCUAUCUACCUUCCUUUAAACAAAAUCGUAGCGAUCAAAUGUCUCGAUCUUGAUCGCUGCAAUAAUCUGGAUGGUAUACGCCGUGAAACCCAAACAAUGAUUUGGAUGGAUCAUCCAAAUCUUGUUCGUGCACAUUCUUCGUUCGUAGUUGAUAACAAUCUCUGGCUGGUCAUGCCUUUCCUAUCAAAGGGAUCCUGUUUGCACUGCAUAAAAGAAGUUUGUCCAAAUGGAUUCCAAGAACCCGCUAUCUGUUAUAUCCUGAAAGAAACUCUGAAGGCUUUGGAGUAUCUGCAUCGACAAGGAUACAUUCACCGGGAUGUCAAGGCUGGGAACAUAUUGCUUGAUGAAAACGGCAAAGUAAAACUUUCCGACUUUGGUGUCUCAGCUUGCAUGUUUGACUCAGGAGACAGACAACGUUGUCGAAAUACUGUUACUGGGACUCCUUGCUGGAUGGCACCUGAAGUCUUGCAGCAAGGGACUGGGUAUGACUCCAAGGCAGAUAUAUGGUCAUUUGGGAUAACAGCGUUGGAAUUAGCUCACGGUCAUGCACCCUUGUCCAAAUAUCCACCAAUGAAAGUUCUUCUGAUGACGGUACAAAAUGCUCCUCCACGACUUGAUUAUGAUUGUGAUAAGAAGUUCUCCAAGUCUUUUAAAGACAUGGUUGCCAUGUGCCUGGUGAAAGACCCAAGGAAGAGGCCAACUGCAGAGAAAUUGUUGAAGCACUCGUUUUUCAAACAUGCAAAGCCUCCUGAGGUUUCUUUGAAGAAGAUGUUAGCUGAUCUGGGACCACCAUUGAAUCCUGUGAGAGCCCUUCAGAAUAAUGAUUCUGCACAACUACCUUCAAAGGAAAUGCGUUCAGCAGAAGAAGCUAAAUCACAGAGUGAGUACCAAAGAGGAGUUAGUGCCUGGAAUUUUGAUAUCAAGGAUUUGAAAGCACAAGCAUCUCUGUUGCCUGAUGAUGAUGAUGAAAGCAUGAAACCCAGCCUCGGUUUUAACUGCAGGGAUGGAUUUACAAUGGGGCAAUGCAGGCAAUUGCUCCCACUGAAAUGCUAAACUUUUUUUUUUUGGUGUUGUAAUAUUAUGUAACUAAUACAAAUUCA